AUGUCAGAGCUGGCCUCAGUUCAAUCGGCCAGCAAUGGCAGUCCGCCGGCGGAUGAUCUCGAGCAGGAACUCGACAACUUCCUGCAGCCGUUGGCUAUCGAUGACUCACUGGUCCACAAUUUGGCCUAUCAAUUCUCCAAGGUCUACGAAGAGCUAGCCUUGCACUCGGAAGAACAAUUUCUGCCCACUCCGGUGACGAAACUACCCUCUGGCCGGGAGACUGGUCAAUUUCUCGCCAUUGAUGUCGGUGGCACCAACCUGCGUGUUGCCUUUAUCGAAUUGCUGGGCGACGCCGCCACAGAGGAACGCCUUCCCACCGCCAAUGGCGCGGAACGGUCACGUGAGACCAUCCGGAACGCACAGCGACCUCGAGUACGUCGGACGCUGGAGAAGGCAUGGCCUAUUGGAGAGCACCUGAAGAUGGACAAGACCGAGGAUCUCUUCGCCUGGAUCGGGGAUUGUAUCGCCGAGGUCGUGGGUGAUAGGCUCAGCUCAGAUAUGGGCAAAGUCCCUGUCCCGGAAGAAUUGGCCAUGGGCAUUACUUUCAGCUUCCCCAUGAUCCAGACCGAACUCUCAUCUGCGACCCUAAUGCCAAUGGGCAAAGGGUUCACCAUCAGCUCGGAUCUGGACCUAGGGUCGACUUUACUGCAAGGAUACGCACGACACACUCGACGGCAGUCGCCCACAAGCUCCUCACCUCGAACAAAGAGAAGGAGACUUGGAUCACUACCGCGACUGAAGAUCGCAGCAAUCACCAACGAUACCAUUGCCACUCUCGCCUCGCUUGCUUAUACCGUCAAGUCGCUGCCCAAUUCGCGGGUUGCGGCAGGAAUUAUCGUCGGUACUGGGUGUAACGCCACAAUUCCCAUGCCAUUCUCGAAACUGGGCGAGGCCAAGGUCGAAUCUAUUCGAAAGAACAAGCCUGAUGCUACCGAGACGGUAGUCAACACGGAGAUUACGAUUGCAGGAGCAUGCGGACCUCUGCAAGCAGUCACAACAGAAUGGGAUCGCCAACUGGAUGCGGCAUGUGCCCGACCAGGCUUCCAGCCGCUUGAGUACAUGACAGGAGGCAGGUAUAUAGGCGAGCUGAUCCGGCUCAUAUUUUUUGAUUAUAUGACCAGAGCGCACAAUCCGCCCGUUUCCUCCGCUUCAUUGCCCGCCACGAUUGUCCACAGUUACAGCUUCACCACGACGUUCGUCAGCGCAGUGGUUGCACGAGCACGGACAGAUUCCGAACUGGCGGGCGAGUUGAAGCGCCGGAUCCCUCCGCCCGAAUCUUCGAACUGGGGCUGGACGCCGCACUCGGCCGGGGCGCUGCGAAAGAUCGCGCAUCUCGUCCAAGUCCGCUCUGCAGGGCUGAUUGCUGCUGCAACAGUCGGCCUGCUCACCACAGUAGGUGAGAUCGCACUGACCGAACCCGGCAGCCCUGCAUCACUACCGGAUGCGGUCAUGACAGCGGACAGCAAACCGCCGUCGCCCAAGCCCAACUUUGCCACUUUGGCGGACGAUGCUCGAGAUGGAUUGUCGCCGGUGCCCGGUGCAACGGCGUGGAAGUCAGGGCCAGAGGAAUUGGUGGUCGCUUACACGGGAGGGAUCAUCCAACAUUAUCCGAAUUUCAAAGAACAAUGUCAACGAUUCAUUGACCGACUUGUGAUGAGGGCUGGACCCCAGGAUGGUGGAAAGAGUGUGUUCCUGCGAGAAUCAAGGGACGGCGGCAUCAUUGGGGCCGGCGUUUUGGCCGGCAUGGAAGCGAGCGAGCACCAGACGACGGGGUCGUAG
This is a messenger RNA of Capronia coronata CBS 617.96, 1779 nucleotides long. RefSeq lists its product as uncharacterized. Gene Ontology annotation, molecular function: mannokinase activity; D-glucose binding; fructokinase activity. The transcript is spliced from 2 exons. Gene Ontology annotation, biological process: glycolytic process; intracellular glucose homeostasis; glucose 6-phosphate metabolic process. Bases 1 to 1779 code for a protein of 592 amino acids. The record is from RefSeq and is a predicted model, not a curated record. NCBI's taxonomy places the organism in Eukaryota, Fungi, Ascomycota, Eurotiomycetes, Chaetothyriales, Herpotrichiellaceae. Gene Ontology annotation, cellular component: mitochondrion; cytosol.